CCUCCAUUCUUUUGCACGUGACACCUCAUUAAGCUCAAGCGUUGGAAAACUUCUCGAAAAGUUCAACUCUAGAGCUACAGUACAGCUACAGUGAAGCCUCUAUAAGAACUGAAGCCUUGACUGUCUAGCCUGCUGUGUACGUGUAUUCAAGUCCCUACUGUCUCAUCAUCUGCACAAGAGCCUCCUAUACUCAAAUGGCGGACGGAGGAAGGUUCAGCUCCAAACAAAUCGGUCUCAAGAUUCAGAAGAAAGUCAUUGGGAAAUUUGCAAACAGGUCCAUGGCUAAGCAGUUUAUUGACGAUGAAUUCGGAGCUCUCCUCGACACAAUCCACCUCAUUCUCAAGACAGAGUUGAAAGAUUCUAAGAAAGCAGAUAAAAUCAUUAAGAAUAUGAUCAAGGUCACAGUCAAGAUUGGCUUACUCUACAAGAAUAGUCAGUUCAACACAGAAGAGCUAGCACUGGGGAUGGGGCUGAGAUCCAAACUCAGGAAGACAGCUCUCACAGUCAUUAGUUUCUACGAAGUUGAUUUCACGUACGAUAGAGGAUUCUUAAUCAAAGCCGUGGGCGACGUUGGGGAAUCAUUACACAAGUUGGUGGAACGUCAUCUCACUGCAAAGUCUCACGGUCGAAUCAACUCAGUCAUUGAAGCUUUCUCUGAUGGACCACUACUGGAUAAAGUAUUUCUGUCUGAUGGACCUUAUCAUAGUCAUCUAGAGCAACUCUCGCAGGCUUUUCAUAAGAUAGUAGACUCAGAAUGGUGAUAAGGAGUGUGUACUAGCUUGAUUUUAUACAUAAUAGCGUGUGCGUGUGUGUAUGUGUGUGUUUAAUCUGUUGUGCUGUUUUUCCCUUUAUUUAUCACUCCAUCAAUUUUAAUAAUUAUGAGUGCAUGUGCUUUUAUUGUAUUGUGAUGUUGGUUACUCCAA
Molecule: messenger RNA, 923 nt
Organism: Halichondria panicea
Lineage: Eukaryota; Metazoa; Porifera; Demospongiae; Suberitida; Halichondriidae
Product: tumor necrosis factor alpha-induced protein 8-like
Exons: 3
Coding region: 195-761 (188 amino acids)
Biological process (GO): regulation of apoptotic process
Cellular component (GO): cytoplasm
Source: RefSeq, a predicted model, not a curated record